Messenger RNA from Penicillium cinerascens, 573 nucleotides. RefSeq lists its product as uncharacterized. Lineage: Eukaryota; Fungi; Ascomycota; Eurotiomycetes; Eurotiales; Aspergillaceae. The record is from RefSeq and is a predicted model, not a curated record. The transcript has 3 exons. The coding region runs from base 1 to 573 and encodes 190 amino acids.
AUGUCACCUUCCAUCUCCGAGCCAGCCAUCUUUUCCGCUCGCAUCAUCGCUAGCGCUUACAGUGCCUGGAUCAGCAAACCACGGGCAAGUCUCCAACGCCAUGGGGAACCGUGGACUGAGGAGCGCGUUGUGUCUGUCCAAACCGCCACGCUCCCCGUCAAUGACAAAAUUCUACUCUGUCAACACUAUGAGGAAAUCUUCGAAAAUUUGCAACAAAGGAAUUAUCGAGUCAUUGCCAAAGUCUAUUUGAGACUUGUCGAGCCAUUCAAGCAAAUCCGAUUUCGUUACAGUGGAAAAAAGACUGUGGCAGGCAAAACACAACAGUCCAGUCCCGAAGAGACUAACCAUCGCUUGGAGUGGGUCACCGGGAGCCCGACCGCCUUCGCAAGACCGAAUCACUGCGAAGAGAUUGAGGGAUGCGGGGCGGUGUAUUCAGCGGUGUCCAUCUCUCCGAAAGAACGAUUACAACUACUAGACGAGCUAUACCGCGUAAAAGAGAUUGAGGAGAGAUUUCUUGAUGCAGACCCAGACAUGAUCUCGCUGAACGUGCCCAUGGACUCAUAUGCCAGUUAA